Molecule: messenger RNA, 1381 nt
Organism: Lontra canadensis (Northern American river otter)
Lineage: Eukaryota; Metazoa; Chordata; Mammalia; Carnivora; Mustelidae
Product: myeloid cell surface antigen CD33-like
Exons: 7
Coding region: 4-921 (305 amino acids)
Biological process (GO): cell adhesion
Cellular component (GO): plasma membrane
Molecular function (GO): sialic acid binding
Source: RefSeq, a predicted model, not a curated record
CAGAUGCUGCUGCUGCUUCUACCCCUGCUGUGGACAGGGUCCCUGACUCAGGGCUCAGAAUUCUGGCUGCAAGUGCAGGAGACGGUGAAGGUGCAGGAGGGCCUGUGCGUCUCUGUGCCCUGCCGCUUCUCCUACCCCUACUCCCCAUCCUACUGGACCUCGUCUUCCCCUGUUCAUGGCUACUGGUUCCGUGAAGGGGCCAGUGCACACCAACAUGCUCCAGUGGCCACAAACAACCCAGGUCGUAAAGUGCAGGAGGAGACCCAGGGCCGAUUCUACCUCCUCGGGGAUCCCCGGGCCUACAACUGCUCGCUGGACAUCAGAAGUGCACAGAGAAGGGACUCGGGGACAUACUUCUUCAGGGUGGAGAGAGGGUCUUCUGUGAGCUACAGUUACACACAGAACCAGCUCUCUGUGCAAGUGACAGCUCUGAACCACACACCUGACAUCCUAAUCCUGGGGACCCUGGAGCCUGGACACCCCAGGAACCUAACCUGCUCUGUGCUGUGGGCCUGUGAGAGGAGCACACCGCCCAUCUUUUCCUGGACGUCAGCUGCCCUCACCUCCCUGGGCCCCAGAACUCACCUCUCCUCGGAGCUCACCCUCACCCCACGGCCUCAGGACCAUGGCACCAACCUCACUUGUCAAGUGUACCUCCCUGCAGCUGGUGUGAUGGUGGAAAGGACCAUCCAGCUCAAUGUCACCUGUGCCACACAGAACCCAACAACUAGUGUCUGCCUGGGACACAGCCCAGUAAAAUCAGAGCCCAUGGCAGAGUUGGUUCUGGUGGCCAUUGCAGAAGCAGCUGUCAAGACCCUGUUUCUCCUGCUCUGUCUCGUCAUCCUCAUAGUGAGGUUCCUCAGGAAGGAGACAGCCAGGCCUGCAGGGGACCUGGAGGAGGCAAAGCCCACCCCCACUUAAUCCCUCAGCAUGAGGAGCUAUGGGUCCUCUCCAGGGCCAAGACCAAGGCUGGGUUUGAAGGCCUGGCAUGGUCCGCUCCCCACUAGACCCUCCACCGGGAUCUCUACCUCUCCCUGCUUCUUGCAACAUCUCCACAACCAGCUGGGCCAAGGUUUUGCAUGUGCCCUUCCUUCUCCUGAAGUACAGUUUCCUCCCCAACCCUGCAUCUCCAAGUCCUAAUCAUCUUCAGGCUCAGUCUUAAAAGCCAACUAGCCCCGUAUGUGUGUGUGACUCACAUGAUUUUGAAUCAAGUCGUAUUCAGUUAAGAAUAGACUCCUUCAGCAAGUACUACUGAACACCUACUAUGUGCCACCUUGUUUUGGUUUCGGGUGCAUCAGUGAACACAACAAAAUCUCUGUCAUCAAGAACUGUCAUUCUGGAGACAAGAAAUCAAAAGAAAUAAAUAAUAAAUAAUAUUAGA